AUGCCCAACAGUGAGGAUAGCCUGGAUGAGGCCAAUAUUCAAGCCAUCUACCCACCAUAUCCACUGCCCCUGUCUGUUGCACAGGCCACUCAGAUUGAAGGCAAAGACGAGCAUGGUUGGGAAGUUGAGGGUGGACUGACUACGGAAAAGCGGAAGCUAGACGACGAACUAGAAGAUUUAGCUAGUAAAAUACUGAACAAAUAA
Molecule: messenger RNA, 204 nt
Organism: Serpula lacrymans var. lacrymans S7.9
Lineage: Eukaryota; Fungi; Basidiomycota; Agaricomycetes; Boletales; Serpulaceae
Exons: 3
Coding region: 1-204 (67 amino acids)
Source: RefSeq, a predicted model, not a curated record